AUGCACGGUCUCACGUUGUUCUUGUCGGCCUUCUUCCCCUGUAUUGUGACUUCACAAGGGUUUCCAGUAGAUAUCAACAGCACGUUCAUUACGGCUGGUCCAUACAAUGUGAGAGUCGACGCAGGGACAUAUGGACCCCUGGUCGAAGAGGUCCAUUACUACUACGAUCAGUGGCCCAUUGGCAUUGCGGUAUCGCAGACCGGGAGGAUAUUCGCCUGCUAUACUCGUGGAACGUACAACUACACGCUUGGCGAGGUCGUGAACCUGACGGCCGAAACUGCGUAUCCCAACCGGGAUUUGAACACGCCUCCGGGUGGACUGUCUGCCGAGAUCAAUGGGGUGCCCUUUGGGAGCAACGACCAGACGCAUUUCAUCAGCGUGCAGGCUGUCUUCGUAACGCCAGACGACACACUUUGGGUAUUGGACACCGGCCGACCCACGAUCAAUCAGUCCACGAGCCCCGUGGUGCCGUACGCAGCACCGGGUGGACCAAAGCUAAUUGCGGUAAAUCUGACGACUAAUUCGAUCACCAAGACUUAUACCCUUCCGUCCGAUGUACAUUUCCCAGACUCCUACAUGAAUGAUCUGCGAUUCGACAUGCGGCCCAAUGCUACGGAGUCCGGCGGUGGCAUCGCGUACAUUGUGGAUAGUAGUGAUGAGGGCCGGACCGGAUUCAUCAUGAUUGACCUUGCCACGGGUGAGAGCUGGCGGCAUUUAUCACAGCACCCUAGCACACUGCGCGUCUCUGAAGAUGUGCCAAGUUACCAAGGUCUGCCUUUUUACUACAGAGCCAAAGGGAAACCGUUGGAUUUCCUGCAAGAGGGGCUAGACGGCGAGGAGCUGAGCCUCUAUGGCGAUGUCUUAUAUUACUCACCGCUUACAUCAGAUUACUUGUACUCCAUUGAAACAUCGUAUCUACGCGUUAAUCCCAAGACUGACCCGCUGGCCUUGAAGCGGGCUUUCGACAACGUUAAAAACUUUGGGCAGAGGGGUGGGAACGCCAAUGGGUUCGCCGGCGAUAGCCUGGGCAAUGUCUAUAUGCUGAUGCCCGAGCACAAUGCGGUUUUCAUCUAUAACUCGACUCUACACCAGACCACGCCUUACGUUCGCGAUCCGCGCAUCAUCUGGCCGGACAGCGCGAAUGUCGGCUUCGAUGGGUAUCUAUACAUGAAUAUCAACCAGCUCCCGUACCAACCCAAUUGGAAUGACGGGGUGGACGGAAGAGUUCACCCUGGUCUCAUACUCCGAGCGAAGCUGCCAGAUGGCGCAAGCAAGAGUACGGUAUUGAUAUGA
Molecule: messenger RNA, 1293 nt
Organism: Neoarthrinium moseri
Lineage: Eukaryota; Fungi; Ascomycota; Sordariomycetes; Amphisphaeriales; Apiosporaceae
Exons: 3
Coding region: 1-1293 (430 amino acids)
Source: RefSeq, a predicted model, not a curated record